This is a messenger RNA of Hibiscus syriacus, 493 nucleotides long. RefSeq names its product 40S ribosomal protein S11-like. The coding region runs from base 1 to 465 and encodes 154 amino acids. Gene Ontology annotation, cellular component: ribosome; cytosolic small ribosomal subunit. Lineage: Eukaryota; Viridiplantae; Streptophyta; Magnoliopsida; Malvales; Malvaceae. The record is from RefSeq and is a predicted model, not a curated record. Gene Ontology annotation, biological process: translation. Gene Ontology annotation, molecular function: structural constituent of ribosome. The transcript has 5 exons.
AUGGCUGCCGGAGUAGCAAACGGAGCGGGGCGGGAAUCGAAGGGUAAAGGGAAGAGUGAGGGAGGAGAGGGUGGGCUGAACCUUUUAAGAGAUUUAGAGCUUUUUAAAAGAGUAGACUUUGACUUGGUGCAAUCAAGUGGUGCACGCUCUAUUUUGAUAGGCCAUUUACUAGGAACAUAUAUUGAUAAGAAAUGCCCAUUUACCGGAUCUGUUUCUAUCAGAGGCCGUAUCAGGACCAUUAUUGUUCGAAGGAACUACCUUCACUUCAUCAAGAAGUACCAAAGGCAAAUUGUGAUGCACAGUAACAUCCCAGCUCAUAUAUCCCCCUGCUUUCGUGUUAAAGAAGGAGAUCAUGUUAUAAUCGGGCAAUGCAGGCCGUUGUCGAAGGCAGUGAGGUUCAAUGUCUUAAAGGUCAUUCCAGCCGGGUCUUCCGGUGGAGGGAAGAAGGCUUUUGCUGCCAUGUGAGAAGGUGUAUUCACCGUAUGAAUUUCGU